This is a messenger RNA of Diversispora eburnea, 801 nucleotides long. The record is from the annotation of a GenBank genome assembly. Lineage: Eukaryota; Fungi; Glomeromycota; Glomeromycetes; Diversisporales; Diversisporaceae.
AUGGCGAAUCGUACGGAUCGUCAAAGCUUUAAUAAAAUUUACGAACCUUUCUCUCAACAAAAUAAAAUCAAAAUUCCCGAUUCUGAAGAAAUUAAACAAAUUAUUACUUCAAUUGACUCAACGAUAUUAACAAAGAUUAAAAAACACACAUUUCUCCCUCUGGAAGAUCUUGUGACUCCACAUCCUAGAAAAAAUCGUUUUCAUAAAGAACCACGUCCUCAGAAUCCUUUUGUUAUCUAUCGACGAAAUAUUCAAGCAAAAAUUGCUGCUGAGAGUGGUUCUCAAUAUGGAUCACAAUUAGAUUAUGUUUCAAAGGUGGCUUCAACCAAUAAUCAAGAAAUUCAUAUUGAACUUCCCAUUGAACAAAAUGAUUACUCAUCUCCUCCUCUUCUUUCCAACAAUCAACAAUCAGUAUCAUCAUCUUCUUUACGCCCUCUUCUUAUUUCACCACCCUUAAUCUCGCCGAAUAAUAACAACAAUAACAAUAUGAACGUUACUUCACCAUUCCGUCAUCCUUCUUUUUCCUCUAUUUCAUAUACGCAAUAUUUUCCUCCUAAUCUUCCUCCUAUUUGGUCAGCUUUAAAUUCUGGGGAUUUUAUUUUGACCAUUCCUCCUUUAAAUACUUAUCAGACGACAACAACUUAUUCAAACACAUUAAUAUAUCCACCAAUAAAUGGUUUAAAUAACAAAAUCCCUACCGCGAAUACACACUUAAUUUUACCGUCACUUGAGGUUAAUAUAUCAAAAUAUCUUACUUAUGUUCAUGAUCGUAAUAUACUUGCUUCUUUGAUACCAAUUUGA